Molecule: messenger RNA, 2549 nt
Organism: Tripterygium wilfordii
Lineage: Eukaryota; Viridiplantae; Streptophyta; Magnoliopsida; Celastrales; Celastraceae
Product: synaptonemal complex protein 1
Exons: 3
Coding region: 140-2281 (713 amino acids)
Molecular function (GO): protein binding
Source: RefSeq, a predicted model, not a curated record
CUAGACAAAAUACAGGAGUUCGCAGAUGAUGGGGAAGCCGGGAAGGUAGGCGAAGUCUUAGAACUAGUUGUCUAGUACUAGUCUGCUGGAGCAGAGAAGAAGACGACGAAGAGUGAUCGGACCGGUGGAGUUAGAAAAUAUGGCGCGGGAGCAGGAGGAGGAAGAUAUGGACUCCUUGUUCGAGGGGAUGGAAUUGUUCACGCCCUCCCAAACGGUGAACGACGACCCACAGCACUCCUCCCCUCUGGACGAGAACCUCUUCUCCAACCUCACUAUUGUUACUUCGAAUCCGACCACUUCAACCACUAGUAUCCCUUCUCAAUCUCAAUCUGACGAUCCAAUCCCUAUAUCAACACCGGCAACUGUGACUACCGCGACAGCCAUCUCGCGGAAUAUUUCCAGGAAGAAGAAGAGAGCUGCCGGCCUCAGAAUUGGAUUUGGGAGAGAUUCCCGCCUGUCAUCAGAUCUUCCGUCUGACGACCACGAUGAUACCACUAUACGGUUUCACGAGGACGAAAAGGAUGCUCGUCUAACCUCGUCGUCUGAUGAUCUGCCUUCUCACGACCACGAAGGUAUUAAUUUACGGUCUCACAACGAGGAGAACGAUGGUAGUGUAGACGAAGACGAUAAUGGGACCGAAUUCGAGCAUAUAAAGGCCCAGAUUCACGAGAAGCUCAACCGGGCUCGGAAUUUGGUUGCCUCAGCUUCCGCUGCCCGCAAGGAUUCCGUUAAGAGGAGAAGAAAGGUGGUCCAGAACGUGAAUUUGGCGUCCCAAAAGCACAGGGAGCUCGAGCUUCAGUUGGAGGACGCCUGUGAGGCCGAAGAUUUUGAGAAGGCCGAAAGGAUCAGCGAUAGCCUUGCAGCUGCUGAGAAGGAGAAGCAACUCUUGCUCAAUACGCUUAGAGAUGCUGAUGCAGAUUGCGAUUCCAUAGAAAAUAAGAUGCAGGAGGCUCUCCAGUUCCAACUUGAUGCGGAGCAAGAGUCUGCUUUUCUGCUUCAGAAUUUUGCUACGGAUGCUGCAAAUAAUGCAGAUUUAGUGUUGAAAAAUGCAGAGGGGAUGUCUUCGAUAGAAAUGGAUGAAUGGUUUUCAUCAACUGAAGCACUGGAAGGCAAGAAGAUAGAAUUAGAAAUUGAAUCUCAUUUAAUUUCUGAAGCUCGUGAUGUACUGAAUGAUUCAAUUGAGCCUUCAAUUGAAGACCAUAGAAGAGAGAAAGAGAUCCUCUAUCAGAAAAAGGAGACACUUACUGUUGAGCUGCAGAAACUGCUUGCUUUAGUAAAGGAGAAAGAAAAGGAGAUAUCGGAAAAUGACUCUACUAUAAAAGCAGUGGAGGAAAGGAUUGCUGAUAUUGUCUCUGGUUUUCAGGAGAUGCAGUCGAGCAUUGAUGAUAAGUACAAUAAAUUACAAUCUGGCCUUUCUCAGUUGCACUUGGAGAGUGAUGAUCUGUCCACCAAAAAGAAGAAAAUUGAUGAGUUCCUCAGUGAGGAAGACAUCAGGGGAGAAAAGCUUAGGGAACUUGCCAGAAUUUCUGCGGAUGAAGCGAAAACUUAUGAGGCAGUUGUUGAUCUGAGGAAAAACUUGAUGAAGUCCAUUCUGAAGUCAAGGGAACAUAAAACAAGACUUGCAAAGUCUGAGGAGAGGCUUUCUGAGGAUUUAGAAAUGCUCCGACAUGAGGUUUCUGCUGCAAGAGCUUCACUGCAGGAGCUGUCUUCAACUAAGUCAAGCAUCCAGCAAAAUAUAGCAUCCUUUAAGCAAAAAAUUCUCUUCAUAGACAAGAGAGUUCCAGAGCUGGAGACAGAAAAAAAGGUUGCUGCCACUGCCAGAAACUUCAAGGAAGCUGCUAGAAUAGCUGCUGAGGCCAAGAAACUGAGCUUUGAAAAGGAAGGCGUACAGAUUGACAUGGAGAAAGCCCUAAUAGAGCUAGAGAAGCUUGAGGACGAUAUUAAAAACACUAUAAGUAAGUUGCAGGAGACUGAGGGACUUAUUUUGUCCAAAGAAAAAGAGUUGGCAAAAGCUAGAUUCCAGAGGUUACUUUUAAUUGCCGGGGCUGCUAUAGCUGAAAGAUCUGCUGCUCUAGAGUUGGGUGACACUGAAGAAGCUAACCUUCUAUUGGCAGAGGCUGAAGAAGCCAAGUCGGAAGCCAAAAAGCUUCAACCGAGUUAUAAUUUUAGCGAGGAGGAGCUUGUGUAUUUACCGAGACAUUUCAUUUCCAUGGAACUUGUAUCCAAUCUUGCCAGAGACCAGUUGGCAGAAUUGGCAACUUCUGUCUCUGCAGAUGAUUAAGCAGCAAAGAAUUCUCUGGGGAUUUACGGAUAGGCCGUGGGAGAUUUAUCGGCUGCAAAUAGCAUCCUAAUCACUGGACAUCUUAAGAAUGCUAAAACAACUCAAAAAAUGUGGAGAAAGAGUGCAAAAGUGACUGGUAUUCUCAUCUCCUCUUUCCGAUAUAUGAUUCUUCCAGCUUUGAUUCCUUUAACAAGAUGUCCUAUAUAUGAAUAAAAUUUACUUUUUACAUGUUAUAUUUUGUGAGCAUGGUUGAUUCAGCUUCCCCAUC